GGCCUCGGUUUGGUUGUGUUGCCGCCUGGGAAGGAGACGCUGCCCUUCCGCAGCGAUGGGGUCCACGCUCUGUGGAGGGACCGUCUGGUGUAUGUGCCUCUGUCCUGCCCAGGCGUGGAUGGUGUCCAGGACCCAGUCAGUAGCCAGUUGAAGACGUUCUCUUUGGAAGCUCUUGGCCCAAGGGCUCCUGUUUGGGGUGCUGGGCCUGCCAUGGCUUUCCGGCGGACUGAGGGCAUGUCCAUGAUCCAGGCUCUGGCCAUGACGGUGGCUGAAAUCCCUGUGUUCCUGUACACGACGUUUGGGCAGUCAGCGUUCUCCCAGCUGCGGUUGACGCCAGGCCUGCGGAAGGUUCUCUUUGCCACGGCCCUGGGGACUGUGGCCUUGGCCCUGGCUGCCCACCAGCUGAAGAGGCGCCGGAGGAAGAAGCAGCAGGUGGGCCCCAAGGUGGCUGCUGAGCAGCUGGGCUCGGUACCCCUGCCCGUCCUCAUGGCUCGUAAGGUCCCUUCAGUGAAGAAAGGCUACUCCAGCCGGAGGGUUCAGAGCCCCAGUAGCAAGAGCAAUGACACUCUGAGUGGCAUCUCCUCCAUCGAGCCCAGCAAGCACUCAGGCUCCUCCCACAGCUUGGCCUCGAUGGUAGUGGUAAACACAUCCAGCCCCACAGCUGCGUGCUCAGACCCAUGGGAAGCCAGAGGGAUUGAGGAGUCUGUGCCCACCAUGGACGGCAGCGCUGAGAGCCUGUAUGUGCAAGGCAUGGAACUGUUUGAGGAAGCUCUGCAGAAAUGGGAGCAAGCAUUGAGCGUAGGCCAAAGGGGAGACAGUGGCAGCACCCCUGCCCCAGGGGACCUCCGGAACGUGGAGACCGCGUCAGAAGCACUGUCAGAGCCUGAGUCACAGAGGAGGGAGUUUGCUGAGAGGCUGGAGUCCCUGCUGCACCGGGCCUACCACCUGCAGGAGGAGUUCGGCUCCACCUUCCCAUCCGACAGCAUGCUGCUGGACCUUGAGAGGACCCUCAUGCUGCCCCUGACAGAGGGCUCGCUACGUCUGCGGGCCGAUGAUGAGGACAGCCUGACCUCAGAAGACUCCUUUUUUUCAGCCACUGAGCUCUUUGAGUCCCUGAAGGUUGGAGAUUACCCACUCCCCCUCUCCAAGCCUGCUGCUGCCUAUGAGGAAGCCCUGCAACUGGUGAAGGAGGGCAAGGUGCCCUGCCGAACACUCAGGACAGAACUGCUGGGCUGCUACAGUGACCAGGACUUCCUGGCCAAGCUGCACUGUAUACGACAGGCCUUCAAGGGACUUCUAGAAGACAGGAACAACCAGAUCUUCUUUGGGGAGGUUGGCCGGCAGAUGGUGUCAGGCCUGAUGACCAAGGCCGAGAAGAGUCCCAAAGGCUUCCUGGAGACCUACGAAGAGAUGCUGAACUAUGCCCUGAGGCCUGAGACCUGGGCCACCACCCGCCUGGAGCUGGAGGGCCGUGGGGUGGCAUGCAUGAGCUUCUUUGAUGUUGUGCUCGAUUUCAUCCUUAUGGAUGCCUUCGAGGACCUUGAGAACCCCCCGUCCUCGGUGCUGGCUGUGUUGCGGAACCGCUGGCUGUCUGACAGCUUCAAGGAAACGGCCCUAGCCACUGCCUGCUGGUCUGUCCUGAAAGCCAAAAGGAGGCUUCUGAUGGUGCCUGAUGGCUUCAUCUCCCAUUUCUACUCCGUAUCGGAGCAUGUUAGUCCUGUGCUCGCCUUUGGCUUUCUCGGACCCAAGCCUCAGCUCUCAGAAGUGUGUGCUUUCUUCAAGCACCAGAUUGUGCAGUACCUGAGGGACAUGUUUGACCUGGACAACAUGCGCUACACAUCGGUGCCAGCACUGGCAGAUGACAUCUUGCAGCUGUCUCGGCGCCGCAGCGAGAUCCUGCUGGGCUAUCUGGGGGUGCCGGUGGCCAGCAGCACUAGGCUGAACGGGGCCCUGCCUCAAGAGAAUGGGCCCCUGUCAGAGCUGCAGUAAUGGCAGGCAUAGGCUGGAGUGGGCCUUGCUUACAUGGGUGAUGGGUAACGGCAGAGAAGGCCGCCCCUCCCUUCCUUUGGGUUGGCAUCCAAAGGCCUGGGUGGCCAAGGGCCAUUGUCCCUGAGCCUAUUCCACCCCCUCAUCUGGGAAUCCCAAGACCCAGAUGACAAAUUUCCACAGGGAGGGUUGGAACUACUAGGAGCCUAACCAGCUUCCCUAGGUUCCCUGGGGAGCAGAGACAGUGCCAAUGUCAGCAGGGCCUGGUGGGGGGAACGCAGUGAGAGAGGAAGGAGUUGUGGAGAACUGAGAGGAGAGCUUGGGUGUUCAGAAUAGGGGACCAUGACCGUCCAGCGCCCGUGGGGCUGCAGACGCUCCAGGAGUGCCAGGACAGAAGGGAAGGGUAGGACAGCAGUCACUGGGUCCUGGCUAGGAGCCACCUGCAACUGUGCAGUCCCACCAUCCAGAGGGACCAGGAAUGGGCCUACUCCCCCUGUGCUCACAUCUGGGCUGGGAUCAACCCUUGAUGAGCCCAGGCACCACCCAGGACGCUGGCCUCCCACACUUCCAUGCCCUGCCAAAGUGUCCCGCCCACCUCUGCCACCACCAAAGAUGGAGGAGUGAAGCUGGGCACUCCCCACUCUCCCACAGACCUGGAACUCCCUUGGUGGUGCUAGGCUCCAGCUGAGGGUUCUAACCUGGGCUCACAAAGGCAGCUCACCUGUGCUGCUGGCUGCCGCCCCAGAGGCAAGGGCCCAGGGACCACAGCUAGAAGGGCAGAGGACAUGCACUGGGGCCAGCUCCCCACCCUCUUUCAGACAAGAAGCUGGGCUCGGCACUUUGCCUUUUACUCCACGCACAAGCACUCUGGGACCACGCUGGGGCCUAGAGCCUGCCUCAGGGCUGGCACCACCAGGCCCUGCAGCCGGUUCUGUUGUUAGCAUUUGGCCCAGCAGCCACAGGGGUUCUGGCAGUCCCUUCCUGCAGACUACUUUGCCAGUGUUUCCGUCUGGGCUGGGAAGUUUUAUUUAUUGCCUUAACACUUUAUUUGGAGGCUCGGCCCCUUCCAGAUUGUGAGACCCUCAGGAGAAAAGACUCCUGUUUGGUCUGGAGUUGAACACUGGCUCCUAGGACCACGUCCCUCCCUGGAAGGGGGGACAGGGCUCCCAGGGGCAAGCGGAUGCCAUGAGGAGGGGCGGUGCUGGGCAUGGCUCUGGCUCCCACUCCUCUCUGGGGCCGAUGCCGGGGAGGGAGCAGCCCCCACGCACUCACCCCGACAUUCCGUUCAUUUGCACUAACCCCACGCUGUGAAUGUGACCCUGGGCCAAGGCCCACUUGAUUUGCCCCUCAAUCACACAGCAGUGGCAUCUUUAUCUUGUCCUUGUUUACGCGUCGACGCACUGCCCUCUAGCACCCAAUCUGUUGCAGCUUCCAAAAUCCGUAUGGUAGAGUAUGUGCACUGACUGUGAGUCAAAUAAACCGAUUGAAAAAGCCUCUUC
Nannospalax galili (Upper Galilee mountains blind mole rat) is the source of this 3485-nucleotide messenger RNA. RefSeq names its product mitoguardin 2 (gene Miga2). NCBI's taxonomy places the organism in Eukaryota, Metazoa, Chordata, Mammalia, Rodentia, Spalacidae. The transcript has 16 exons. Gene Ontology annotation, biological process: mitochondrial fusion. The record is from RefSeq and is a predicted model, not a curated record. The coding region runs from base 211 to 1989 and encodes 592 amino acids.